AUGGUAGACCAAGCAAAUGCUGUAUCCGCAAUCAGCUUGCUUUUAACUAUCCCUCAAAGAUGGAGCUAUCAUCAGCCUUGCCAGCUGAAAGAUGAAGUACAGAAGCUACGAGCCGAAAUCGAACAACUACGCGUGAUGAGUAUUAACGCGGGGGUCAACGUAGCGGCGAUCGCUACUAUCUCACAGCGUAAAAAUUGGUCACCAGGACAGUCGCCGGAUGGAGCAGGCGAAUUAUUGAGGCAUCCGUCACUGGAAAGCGUCACCAGUCAUCGUUCCUCGAUGAGUUCCUCGAGCAAAGGCAGUAAAACGGAUAAGAGCAGCCUGAAUAGCUUCGGAAAACAGGGCAAAAAGAGCUGGAUCAGGAGUUCGUUCUCGAAAUUUACAAAGAGCAAGAAAUCAAAAGGUGGUGGUUCGAUAUCGGAUGCUGAACAUUCACCAAUGCAUACUUCCGGUUCCCCAUCAACUCUGAAACCGAUUUCGGGUAGUGCAAGCAGGUUGGACGAAUUGGAAUCUGUACCACAGGUGGUCGAACUGAAGAAGCAGCUGGAAGAUAAAGAUUCUGCACUGACAGAUGUUCGGUUGGAUGCACUAGAUAAAGCACGUGAAGUGGAUAUCCUCAAGGAAACGAUUAAUAGGCUGAAGAACGAAAACAAGAUCCUGAAGCAGAAUUAUACGAUGCUUGAAAGGCGAAUGCGAGCCGAAAGUCGAACAAGCUCACAGCAGUCGCUGCAAGCAUUACCCGAUGAGGAUCCAGUCUAUGAAGUGCCACCGUCAAGCGAGCGUUCGUUCACCUCAAAAAUAUCUGGCUGCAGUUAUGUGAAGGUAACAGUGAGCGUCGAUUUUAGUGGUCUGCUAAGGCCUCGUUCGCAUGCCGGUGAAAUUUCCAUCGGUUUCAACACGCUUCCUGCAGCUACCACUACUUGGGAAGAUUUCGAUUCGGAGCUUUUCAGACUGUUCGACGAAUAUAUAGCGAGAAUUGAUCCCAGUGGAGCUCUCGAAUUAAGUGCUCGAGAAUCCGUAAUUGGUUAUGAGUUUGGCGACUUCGUUCGAGACGUGGAAAGCAAUUCGGCGCCGUCACCAAUGCCAGCCGAUGUACUUAACCAAAAGCACGAUAUACGCAUUUUCUUGAAAGGUGUGACGCAACGAAGCAUCGAUGGAUUACUGAUGGAUUGCCUUUUCCCGCGCUCGUUAAUCGAACAGCUUUUGAAAUCACUGCUGCAAAAUCGUCGAUUAGUGCUAUUCGGUGCGACUGGUAUCGGAAAAUCGAAUCUGGCUCGCUUGCUUGCUCGAUAUCUUUGUAUCAAGGUUGGGGGAACAUUUCAAAAUACCGUCGUCGAUAUCAAAAUUGGCGAAGAUGAUAAUGAUCGAAAUAUGGCACAGGUGCAGCAUAAUUUCCGCAUGUUCCAAAUGCCAAACAACGUUGAUGCAAUCCGCGGCUACAUGGGACGCUUCCUGAGACGCCGGAUACUGGAGCGAGAAAUGAGUGGUGAAGAGCGCUCUGCUCCAGAAAUUUACAGGAUCGUUGAGUUUCUUCCCAGGGUUUUGUCUUCCGUAAAUUCGUUUAUUGAAAAAGCAAACUCUCUGGAUGUCACGAUUGGGCCUCGUCUUUUCCUGCAAUGCCCAUUAAGUGUGGCGCAAUCGCGAGAAUGGUUUAUCAAGUUAUGGAAUCAAAUGAUUGUUCCUUAUAUGAUCAAAGUAGCAAAAGAAGGUGUAAAAGUACUGGGCCGUUGUGGGAGCUUUGAAGAUCCCACCGAUUUCGUCUGCGAGCAAUGGCCAUGGCUAGAAGGGGUGGCAGCAGAGAAAGUUCUGCAGCGUUUGUCGCCGAUUCGGGAGACAAUAUCCGGUCAGCCGAACGGUAACAGUGCUCAGUUCGACCCGCUGGAAGCAUUAAUUCGGAUUCAGUCCAAUAAUGCUAAUUCUCAGCAAGAGAUUGUGCAGUAG
Gongylonema pulchrum is the source of this 1941-nucleotide messenger RNA. The record is from the annotation of a GenBank genome assembly. NCBI's taxonomy places the organism in Eukaryota, Metazoa, Nematoda, Chromadorea, Rhabditida, Gongylonematidae.